Penicillium canariense is the source of this 720-nucleotide messenger RNA. Its product is annotated as mitochondrial 54S ribosomal protein bL17m. The transcript is spliced from 2 exons. The record is from RefSeq and is a predicted model, not a curated record. Gene Ontology annotation, molecular function: structural constituent of ribosome. Gene Ontology annotation, biological process: translation. NCBI's taxonomy places the organism in Eukaryota, Fungi, Ascomycota, Eurotiomycetes, Eurotiales, Aspergillaceae. Gene Ontology annotation, cellular component: ribosome; mitochondrial large ribosomal subunit. The coding region runs from base 1 to 720 and encodes 239 amino acids.
AUGGCUGGCGGCGGAGGAAAAUACCGGCACCUGGGCCGCAAGUCCUCGCAUCGACAGGCCCUGCUCCGCAACCUGGUUACCUCACUCUUCGAGAAUGAAUCGAUUACAACAACAUGGGCCAAGGCCAAAGAGGCGCAGCGGUUGGCGGAUAAGUUGAUUACACUGGGCAAGAAGAACUCGGAGGCCAGCCGGAGACGGGCAUUGGAGAUUUUCUAUAAACCUCACGAUAUCCUCCCUAAACUCUUCGGCCCCCUUCGCGAACGCUACGCCGAUCGACCAGGCGGCUACACCCGUGUGCUCCGUGUCGAGCCCAAGGAGAAAUACGAAUACUACUCCGUCCGCAAGGCCGACAAGAACGCCGUGCCUGAGCGCAAGCCUGCCGACCAAGCGCCGAGUGCGAUCCUCGAACUCGUCGAUGGACCCAAGGACAUGCGUUUCGCGAUGACGGCGCGCGCAAUCGCGCGCCAGCGUGAAGAGGGCUUCACCGAACACGAGCUUACCACUCUGAAUAAGAAGAAGGUCACGCAGUUCCGAAAGGACGGUGUCGAUGCGCUGGAAGCGGCUGUCCAGAAAUUGCAGAUCCGGGAGUCCGAAGCCGAGGUUGUGCCUGUGCUUCCUCACAGUGAGGAAUCGAGGGCUGCGCAGGAGGAGGCUCGGCGGAGUGAGACUCAGGCUGGUCGUCUGGCUCAGGAGGUUGAUGGGCUCAAGUCGGCGCAGUGA